Gregarina niphandrodes is the source of this 1692-nucleotide messenger RNA. RefSeq names its product enhancer of polycomb-like protein. Lineage: Eukaryota; Apicomplexa; Conoidasida; Eugregarinorida; Gregarinidae. The transcript has 3 exons. The record is from RefSeq and is a predicted model, not a curated record. The coding region runs from base 1 to 1692 and encodes 563 amino acids.
AUGUCCCCGCAAAAGAAGAAAGCCGCAACCCAGAACAGCAGCCCGCCAUCCGAGGACCAAAGCCUCGAUGUGACCCUCAACAUCCCUGUGGUCAAAUCGGCGGAUGAUUAUAAGGAUUUCGUCAUCGCAGGAUUAAAUCCAGGAGAACAAGCGCAAUCCCUGGAAUGGCUCAACUCCUUCGCCAAUGACCAUCGACAGAAGGUGAAGAAAAUUCUGAGACAACCAAAAUCAAGAACGGCUAAGAAAACUAUUGUGACUCCAGGCUGCAGCUUGAACCCGGAUUACAGACCAUUAAAGCCAUUUAAGAUACCUGAUUAUUACAUAAAGACUGGCAUUUAUAGAGAUUAUAUAAGUCCCGUAGUUCUGUCGAAUGGUGAGAAGGUGGAAUAUGACAUAACUAAGGAGGAUUUGGAAUUCUUGGAAUCGGAGAUGAGCGCUGGGAAGCUGGGUAUGACUCCGAUUGAGUUGGAGGAGUUGUUCAUUCGUGCUAUAUAUCGAUGGGAGUGUUCAACUGGGUAUGGACCGAUUAUUAGUGGAGAGCAGGCGUUGGAUAUUGUUUCGGUCAUGGUGUGUGAUCCAUUGAGUUCUACUGACUUUUCUUCAUCUAUGAGUGGAUUGUUAGUAGGCCGAUUGAUGGCAGAUUUCCGGCUUAUAUAUGACUACUGGGUGAGUCGAAGGAAGAUACUGGGUCGCGCUUUCUGCAGACGGUAUUGGGGGGUGAUAGCUAACCGACCGCAAGCUUAUUGUGUGUUCCAGGUUGGUGGUAACCUUCAAGGUGGUCGAACCCGACUUAGCGUGCGGAAUAGGCCGAAGAAGAACGAGCAGAAAUUGGUACAGUUGAAGGAGGACUUAGUUAAAGUUGAGAGUCUAUUGGAGAAGGUCAUUUGUCGAGACAAGCUGAAAAUCACUAUAGGGGAGCUAAAUGCUUGUAUUUUCGAUCAGAUGAAUAAGGAACUUAUCGAUCCCACUUACGUCUCACCUUACUGGACUUAUCUCAAGAAAACGAUCGGGAAAAAUGACUCAGAUAAUCCGAGCCCAUACAUUCAUCCUAAAAACUUUUGCAUUGUUGCUUCCUCUCAACAACCACUAGAAGACAACGAAGCAAACCCCGACAACGAAGCAAACCCCGACAACGAAGCAAACCCCGGCACAACACUGACUGGUGCUGCUGGUGCUGCAGCACUGACCGGUGGCUGUGUUACGACGACCCUAGGAGUGGCGCUAGGGGUUGGCGAGCUGACCAGUGCAGCAGACUUAGGGACUCGAGGCACUCCUCAAAACAAAACACCUGUCCGUGUACAACCACCUCUCCGUGUACAACCGCCGCUAUCCUCUACUCUAUCACCCGCCUUCAUCGUCGGUGGCAAGGGAAUGGGAGUACCCCUCGUACCCAUCCCGCACCCUUCAUUCAGCAAAAGGGUUCGCCUAACCACGGACGGCUUCACUACGGCAAUUAUCCACCAAAGCGCGGACGGAGCACCCGAGGUCGGUAUGCACCUCUACAACAGCAGUCAUGACGUCUGUGCCACCGAGGCACUCGCCAGAACGGAAACUGCCCGCCUCUUUGACAUACUCGAAGCCGCCACGGAACUCGGACUCAGGCUCAAAGGAGGCGGAACGACCGCCACUCAGAAUAAUUUUGGUACGAGCAAUGGAAGCAAACUCAGCAACCGGAGGAUGCUAGACACGUAG